Messenger RNA from Tuber aestivum (summer truffle), 2436 nucleotides. The record is from the annotation of a GenBank genome assembly. NCBI's taxonomy places the organism in Eukaryota, Fungi, Ascomycota, Pezizomycetes, Pezizales, Tuberaceae.
AAGCUCUAGCAUCACCGUCGCAAUGCCGUCCACGCACGAUAAAGAAAAACCGUGGGACACCGGUGACAUCGACAAAUGGAAGGUAAUUAGCUAAUCCCCCUCACAACUUCAUCGCAGACAAAAAAGGGAGAAAAAAGCCAACAGAUAAAUCUGACAAUCCCAGAUUGAAGAAUUCAAAGCCGAGGACAACAAAGCCGGAGCCCUCACCGAAGAGUCCUCCUUCGCCACACUCUUCCCCAAGUACCGCGAAACCUACCUGCGCGAGGCCUGGCCGCUAAUAACCCGCACACUCGAAAAGCACCACAUUGCCUGCACACUGGAUUUGGUAGAGGGUAGCAUGACCGUGAGGACCACUAGAAAGACCUACGACCCCGCCGCAAUCCUGAACGCCCGGGAUUUGAUCAAAUUGCUGGCUCGCUCGGUUCCUGUCUCGCAAGCGAUCAAGAUCCUCGAGGAUGGGGUUGCGUGCGAUAUCAUCAAGAUCGGGAACCUGGUUAGGAACAAGGAGAGGUUCGUUAAGCGGCGACAGAGGAUUUUGGGGCCGGGUGGGAGCACGCUCAAGGCUUUGGAGUUGUUGACUGGGUGCUAUAUACUUGUUCAGGGGGGUACGGUUGCUGCGAUGGGAGGAUAUAAAGGAUUGAAGGAGGUUAGGAGGGUAGUGGAGGGUUGUAUGGAUAAUAUACAUCCGAUAUAUCAUAUUAAGGUAUGGGCACUAGUAUUGAGAGGUGGAAGGAUGAGUGAUGCUAAUUUGGAAAGCGCAGGAACUCAUGAUCAAACGAGAGCUCCAAAAAGACCCCGAACUAGUCAAUGAGAACUGGGACCGCUUUCUCCCACAGUUCAAGAAGAGAACCCUAAGCAAGCGCAAGAAGCCACUAAAGAUCACAGACAAGUCGAAGAAGACCUACACUGUACGUUGCCCCUAUUACCUCACUAUUUACCCGCAGAUACUAACUUCCCUAGCCGUUCCCUCCCGCUCCCGAAAAAUCAAAGAUUGACCUCCAGAUCGAGUCCGGAGAGUACUUCCUUUCCAAGCAGAGCAAAGAACGCGCCGCACGCCAAGAGCGAGAAGAAAAGCGCAAGGAAAGGAAGGAGGACAAGAAGAAGGAGCGAGAAAAGGAUUUUGUCCCACCGCUUGAGGCGGGCGACCACAAGAAGGAUAAGAAGCGAAAGCACGAGGGCGAGACAAGGGAAGAGAGGAAAGCUAGGAAGGAGGAGAAGAGACGGCGAAAGGCUACUAAGACAUAAAUAUCAAAAGUUACACUUUUUUCCUUCCUUCUCUGCUUCUUACUUAUCUGGAUGUGUAUCGAGCCUCACUCAUGUAUGUUCGAAGGUUUACUCGGAGUUUUAUUGUUUUGCCAUAUCUUAGAUGAAGUUCGGACGGAGGGUAGGCUGGGAGGCCUCCCUUGCCUUUCUGUCCUUGAUGUAGCAGUGUACUAGUACAUUACAUUUACUACCGGGUCGGUUCCCACCUUCAGCGUCUAACUGAAAAUCAGAAUGUGCCCUUUUUUGCGCGAAAAAGUAGAAAGAAAAACUAGAGAAGCAAACCAUGAACCCCAUCGAGAUUGCUCGCCACGCAGCCAAUCUCCCCUCGAAUCGACGAAUUGGAAAGGUCGUAACGUCCCCGUCAAGCAUCUCACACCCUCGGAGCCAACCCUGGCACACCAGCAUACCUCUCCUCCCUCUCCGUCUUGAAAAACAGCUGCAAGAAAAACUCUUUACUAUCCGAGUCAAAAUGCGUCCAGAACUUCCCAGGACUUCUAUCCACCUCCCGAGCCUGCAACUUGAACGAAACCGUUUCAUACGGCUCAGCAGCGACCAGCAGAUACUGAAAAUUCUUAUCAGCAGGGACCUCAACUCUCUGCUCGAAAGCGCUCAUAAACCGAUACCGGGGUUUGAUCUCGGUGCCAAUCUCGGGGUACUGCAACUGGAAGAGCAACCCCAAUUGUCGGGUAACGGGGUCCCGAAGCUUGGUGAUCUUGUAACCGGGGCGGCCGAUUUUCAGAUGCUUUUUUGGCGCGAUGAGCUGCUGGCCGAUCAUCCCUUGUGGCAGGCCGGUUAUUGGAUCAAGGUUUCGACCCUCUUUGGCUUCACGGGCGGCGCGACGGGCGAGGUUGGUCUGGUGCUUGCGACCCUGGGUGUGGGCGAGGUAGGAGCCAUCGUUUUGGUGGACCGUUAGGCAGAGACGGCAUUCGAAGGAGCCGACGUGGUUUUUGAAGCUGUUGAGCUUAUUAGUUUUUGGGACGAUCUGUAAGCAAAGAGCACGGAGAAGGGGACUGCUCACAAGUAGGGAUCUUUAUCAAGGUCUAUGGUCUCGAGCGCGAGUUUUCGGAGACGCUCGCGUCUAUCUUGGUUUGAUACUGAGUGCGAGGCGACACCUCCGCCCCCGAAGCGCGAUCCGACUCUGCCUUCGUAUGCCAUUGUUGUGGUUGUCGAUGU